Molecule: messenger RNA, 1288 nt
Organism: Bombyx mandarina (wild silkworm)
Lineage: Eukaryota; Metazoa; Arthropoda; Insecta; Lepidoptera; Bombycidae
Cellular component (GO): membrane; cytosol
Source: RefSeq, a predicted model, not a curated record
AUGCCCAAUCAGCACUCUCCAUGUGGUCAGAAACUACUUUAUCGGUACCUUUUUAAAUUUCACUUUCUAAAUUGUUCAGUUGAAUACAAAAUGCAAGUGAAAUAUAUCGCGUUGUUAACGAUAUUCACGUGCUCGCAAGCAAUUUACCCAUAUUUCGAUACGCAAGAUUUUAUAUACAAUGUUCCAAAAGUAUACAGAAUUUCAAUUGUAUUAGAUAAACUAUUAGAUUAUUAUGAGAGAAAGCCUUCUAAAGAUCCCGAGUGGUACAUUGCUUUAGGAAUGGCAAGAGGCCAAUUAGAAUAUACUAUUAAUGAAUUGGACAAAGCGGUUCCUGAAAAACUGAAAGAGAAUUUAAAGAACAUAACGCGAAGAAUAGACCGCGUUCGAAAAAAAAUUGAUAUGGGAGAUUUGGUGUACCGAAGUAAGGAUUACGAAUAUGUAGUGAAAGCAAUUUUUGAAAACAUGGAUGUACUAUCGAGUGUUUUAGAACCGAUCACACUAGGAACAAUGGGUACACAAAAACCAUACAGAUUUACAUUCGAACAAUACCUGCAAGAAGCUCGUACGAAGAUGCCCGGUAGAAAAGCUGCAGACGCUUGCACGAUGCAACUAUUAAUAUCAGCUAUGGAGACACAGACGACACAGUCGGACGGUGUAUGCGAGAUGACGCCUGAAUGUUCAUCGCAGAUAAUCAAAGGUUCUGGACUUGCUUUUCAACAGACGAGUCGCGUCCGUGCGGCAGUUUUAGCUAGUUUAUUUGAUUGCAUGGAAGGACUGGACGUACCGGCUCAUAUUUACAAACUGUGCAUACAAAUUUACAAAGAAACUAAAUCUCUCGAAGUAUGGGAUCAUCCUCCCGGUACAAAGACAUUAUUUAUGCAACAAAUUUUGUAUUGCGCAUCACAAGGCUAUGGUGAGUUUGUGAAGCCACGUUGGAUGAAUAAGAUAAUCGCGUGGCAACAACCAAAAGGAUGUUACGCUGAUGAUCGACAGCCUUUCAUGAGGCUCACCGGUUUCGUUGGCGCAUCGACACCCGCAACUCUUAAUGAUAGAGAAGAAGAAUAUCGAGUGAAGAAAGCGGCUACAUCCGAAGGUGGCGCCUGUAACUCGUUGACGUCAGCAAUGGCGCUUGGUUCAUUAGUGCUGCAUAUAAGAACACUACUUGAGACAGAUCAAGCAUUUCAAUACGACGUGCUUCUUUGAUGUUCACGAUAUAAUCUAAAUUAAAUAUUAUAUAAACUUGAAAAUGAAUCGUUCCUUUUCUUUUGGGUUAUCUUUUUCUUUCCUA